This is a messenger RNA of Impatiens glandulifera, 546 nucleotides long. Its product is annotated as 60S ribosomal protein L37a-1. Bases 78 to 356 code for a protein of 92 amino acids. Gene Ontology annotation, cellular component: ribosome. NCBI's taxonomy places the organism in Eukaryota, Viridiplantae, Streptophyta, Magnoliopsida, Ericales, Balsaminaceae. Gene Ontology annotation, biological process: translation. The transcript is spliced from 5 exons. Gene Ontology annotation, molecular function: structural constituent of ribosome. The record is from RefSeq and is a predicted model, not a curated record.
UGUUUAGCGUUCUAGGGUUUCAUUUCCUCUUCGUUCGCCACACCUCAGAGUUUGCUCCAGACAGCCAGCCAGCGAAUAUGACUAAGAGAACAAAGAAGGCUGGUAUUGUUGGCAAAUAUGGUACCCGUUAUGGUGCCAGUCUGCGUAAGCAGAUCAAGAAGAUGGAGGUCAGUCAGCACAGCAAAUACUUUUGCGAGUUCUGUGGGAAGUUUGCAGUGAAGAGAAAGGCAGUUGGAAUCUGGGGUUGUAAGGAUUGUGGCAAAGUGAAAGCUGGUGGUGCAUACACAUUGAACACUGCUAGUGCUGUAACUGUUAGAAGCACGAUCAGGAGGUUGCGCGAACAAACGGAGAACUAAGUUGCUGUUUUUUCUACUAGAUUGUUUUUUCACCUUUUUUGUUUCUGUUUUUGGAGAAGAAAAGGAAGCCAGUGGAAUUCAGAGGGAAUUGGCAAUACUUUUUAAACCCUUUACAUAGAUGUUGGCACUAUUGAAACCUUGUUUAUUUGAGUUUAUUGAAUCUUUAAUGAUCUAUUUUCUUUCAUUCUCA